CUGCCAAAAUGCUGACCCGAGCAGAACCCAGCGCGACGCCCCACGCCGAGCCACUAUUCGCAGAGCCCAUACAGAACAUAACGGUGCCUGUUGGACGAAAGGUGACCUUGUCUUGCGUCGUCGACAACCUCAACAACUACAGGGUGGCCUGGAUGUUCGUGGAGAAGUUCACGCUACUGACACUCGCCAAGAGUGUGAUCACGCACAACUCCCGCUUCAAGGUGACGCACAACGGCCAUCGCACCUGGCACCUGCACAUCCACGACGUGCAGGAGCGUGACCGGGGCGCCUAUAUGUGCCAGAUCAACACGUCGCCCAUGAAAUCGCAGGUCGGAUAUCUCAACGUGGUCGUGCCGCCCAAAAUCGACAACCACCUGACGAGCGACAGCACAGAAGUGGCUGAAAGCGGUGAUGUGGCGCUGCGCUGCAUCGCGAAUGGGACACCGGAACCGGAAAUCACAUGGCGCAGAGAGGACGCCCAGCACAUCGCACUCGAUCCAUCUAGGAAAGCAUUGUCGGUGAAAGGUACUUGGCUGAACAUCACGAAGGUCUCCCGCCUGCACAUGAGCGCCUACCUGUGCAUUGCCUCCAACGGUGUGCUGCCCUCGGUCAGCAAGCGGAUCAUCCUUGAAGUCAGCUUCGCGCCCAUGAUCUGGAUCCCGAAUCAGCUGGUCGGCGCGAGCAUCGACUCGGACGUGACCCUGGACUGCAACCUAGAGUCGCACCCAAGAUCGGUCACCUACUGGACCCGCGGCGCGGACCGCGUGAUACAUCAGAACGUCAAGCACUCCGUGGUCACCAUGCAGCAUGCCAUGUACAAGGUUCGCAUGCAGCUCGUCAUACACCGACUCAAGCCAGACGACUACGGGGAGUACCACUGCGUCGCCAAGAACACGCUCGGAGAGACCAAAGGCACGGUCAAUCUCUACGAGAUUCCUGCAAGCUCCGCACCUACAUCCCACUCGACGCUAGUCCCCAAAGGUGUCCGCGGAAAGUUACUUGACAAAGAGUGGAAGAACUCGCCGCAUUCGCGUAGCUCUGGCUCCUCACACGACUGGCGACAGAACUUGUACAGCAACCAGACGGAUCCUUGGUCUCCACUUUCGCCUGCUGUGGUGAACCUUAAAGCCACUGCAAACUGCGGUGCGUGUCCCAGCAUUACAAGCUCGACACUUCCCGCCAGGCUGCUCGUGAGUGCCUUAUCACUACUGGCAACCGCAGUUUCGUGAUCGCUGGCACAGAAGCCUUCGAAAUAAAAUCUUCGUCACAUACGUCUCACUUCUGUGCCAGGCUCUCCGGGAGGCAUGUCCAGCUACUGCCAAGACACGUGCAACCACUGUGUGCGUGUGUGUGUGUGUGUGGGUGCGCGCAUGUGAUAAACUCCGUGAAAAAGUCUCGGUUCGGGUUCCUCGUCGAAUAUUCCAACAGAUUCACCAUCGAUGAGUACCACACGUCCUCUCCGUUGUUUCCUCCGAGCUCGGCGUCACGAAAACACCAACUUCAACCAGUGUCGUGAGCACCAGGACUUUCGUAGACAUUCAAUGAAGCCUGCUUUCAUGGACCUAAUACAUAUCGCCCAGUGUUCCUAAGGAAAUGUUCUUCCUUUUCCAUUUCCUUUUUAUGAAAGAAAAAAAAAACCUGUCUACUGUCUGCUCGUUGCAUUGCUACAGCGUAAU
Dermacentor silvarum is the source of this 1676-nucleotide messenger RNA. Its product is annotated as lachesin. Bases 9 to 1229 code for a protein of 406 amino acids. NCBI's taxonomy places the organism in Eukaryota, Metazoa, Arthropoda, Arachnida, Ixodida, Ixodidae. The transcript is spliced from 8 exons. The record is from RefSeq and is a predicted model, not a curated record. Gene Ontology annotation, cellular component: neuron projection.